GAUAUUCGCGUUUUGCUACAGUAAAUGUAGAUUUUAAAUAUUCAUUCAGCGGUUAUAAGUAGUUGCCCCACACCAUUCUAUGCAGUACUUUUCUUGAUUUUUUGUUGACUCGUGGGAAAAAAUGAAUGGAGAAAAAACAGCUGGUUCUGUCUUCAUGUGCCGCCUCUGCAACCUGUUCUCUCCCAGUCGCUCCCAGCUGCUGGCCCACUGCACCCAGAAUCACCCUGAACAUGAGUCUCCAGAUAGCAUCAUUGCUACACUGGCUCCACUUAAAACUGCACCUGUGGAGGAGCCUCAAGAGUGUCCAGUUAAGAGGAAACGAGGAAGACCGAAAGGUUCUACCAAGAAGUUAAAGAGGGACUUGGCAGAAAGUGAUGCAACCCAGAGUGGAGAGAAAAGAGAGGAACAAAGAAUCACGGAGGGAGAGCAGCAGCUCGGUUCAGUCAAAGAUGGUGACAGCCAGGAUGGGGUUUUAGGGCUUGAAUGCAGAAACUGCCAUCGCACAUUCAGCAACAAACGACAGAUCCUGAAACACAUCUGCCUCAGAGAGGACGAUGAGGAGGAGGAUGACCAAGAGACCGGAAGAAGUUUUGAUGCAGAAGGAAAGGAAGGUUUCCAAGGAGCAGAUUCAAACCAGACAAAACAAAAACCAGCAAGAGAACUCAAAAGACAAAUAGAUACUGCCAGCUCUAAACCCUCAAAAGCCAAUGAAGUUUGGAGCGAAAGAAGAAAACCAGCAGGACAGAAAAAAUCUCUUAUUAAUGUCAUUCUGACAGAAGAUGAAAUACUUCCAGCAGGCAUUUGUAAAAUGGUGCCAGUAGAAGAUAUUUCAGCAGAAACUGAGUCUGCAGCUGUCCAAACUCAACAUCAGGGCCUCUCAAGAGAAGUUACAGCCUGUGAAAAUAUCCCCACAACUAAAGACGAGUUGAGAUCUGAUGUAAAUUCACCAAAAACAGCAUCAUCCACCAGAGGAUUCCAGGAAUAUUCCAUCAAACAAGAAGCUGCAAAUUUACCCCAGAGCAAGCUGAAGAUCUUUGCCUGCGAGUUUUGCAAUAAGAUCUUUAAGUUCAGACACUCAUUGGUCGCCCAUCUCAGAACACACACCAGGGAGAAACCCUUCCACUGCCCGCACUGCGACUACGCCUCCGCCAUCAAAGCCAACCUAAACGUUCACCUAAGGAAACACACUGGGGAGAAGUUCAGUUGUGAGCACUGCGACUUCAGCUGCCUCAGCCCAGGACACCUCAAGGUUCACAUAGAGCGAGUCCACCUGAAGAUGAAGCAGCACUGUAGCUUCUGUGAGAAAAAGUACUCCGACGUGAAGAACUUGCUUAAACACAUGGAAAAAAGGCACAACCUGAAGGAUGCUGCUGUUCUCCAGACCUACCAGCAGCUAAGGUUAAAGACUCGGCAGGGCCUAAGGCAGCUCCUCUACCACUGCCCUACAUGUAACCGGCGCUUCAAGAACCAGCAGGAAUGUGAGCGCCACCUGCUGAUCCACGGGCCUCAACCGCCUUUCGCCUGCCAGCUCUGUGACCACAAAGCUACCAAGAUGGUUGCCCUGGCCGCCCACGUUAGGAAGCACCUCUUCCUCUACAUCUGCAGCAGGUGCAACAAAAAACUGGUCAGCUCACAGAGACUGAGGGCUCACCUGGAGGAGAGUCACUCUGAGCUGGAUAUGGAGCAGAGCUUCAUUGACUGUAUCAACAUCAGCUACUGUCUGAUUCCCCCGAAAGAAGUUGGAGGAAGUGAGGGGGGUGAGAAAAGAGAGGGGGAAGCCACACUUAAAGAGGCCGUCGGCGACAGGACAAAUGUAGGAGGCCUCGAGGGAGACGAGAAGACUCCGAUUGAAGAUGAGAAGCAACUGGAAGAAGAAGAGGAAGAACAAACCAAAUCAGUGAAGAUGACGGAAGAGGAGAAAGGAGGAGAAGAAGAAAGAUUAAACAUAGAAGCUCAGAAAGAUUCCCAGGAGAGAUGUGAUGAAGCAGCAGCUGAGAACACAGCUGGAGUAGAGAUAACGCACUCGCCUUUAUCACCAGAGGUCGUCCACACCUCACCUCUAAAAGACGAGAGUAAAGAAAAUACACACAGAGACUCUGUGAACAGAUCUGCAGCCAGCAGCACAGCUUCAUCUUCAGCAUCAGGAAUUACCAACGUAUCUGGUGUCACAGUUGAAAUUCAUUCAUCUGCAAAUAUCCUGAUGGAAAAAAGCCAAAAUUCACCCACAGAGAAGAGUGCUUUCCAAGAGGUGGUUUCAUCUCUUCAGAAAACGCGCCUCGAUAUGGAGACCUAUCAGGAGCUCAGGAAAAUGUACGGAAACCUGGAAUGUCAAUAUUGUGGUAAACUUUUCUGGUACAAAGUCCACUACAACGUCCAUGUCCGCACACACACUAAGGAGCACUUGCAUUACUGCACCAAGUGCAGCUACUCUUCCAUCACCAAGAGCUCGCUGAAGCGGCAUCAGAUCCAGAAGCACAGCGGUCUGCUGCUGCCUUGUUCCACUCCUGGCUGUAAAUACUCCACACCGGACAAAUACAAGCUCCAAGCACAUAUAAGGACUCAGCAUGAUCAGGAGAGGCGUGCCGUUUGUCCCAUAUGUCAGCGCAGCUACCCGCAGCACAGAUUAAAGCACCACCUUAAAUCAUCCCACCCAGAUAAAGUACCUGCUGGAGGACAUGGAGUGAUGGUGCAGCGUGCAGAGAAGUGCCCUUACUGUGACUCCUACUUCCUGAAGAACAGCAGUGACUUUCAGCAGCACAUCUGGGCCCAUCAAGGUCUAAAGCCGUACACCUGCAGCGUGUGCAACUAUUCCAGCUGCAGUCGCAGUAACCUGAAGACCCACAUGAACCGGCACAACAGUGAAAAGCAUCAUCUCUGUGAUCUGUGUGGUAAAAAGUUCAAAUCCAAACUGACGUUGAAAAGCCACAGACUGAGCCACACAGAUGAGGGGAGGAGGUUUCGAUGUUCAGAGUGUCCAUUUACGUCGGUCUAUAAGCCUUCCUUGCUGCGACACAUGGAGCAGCAUGCUAAGUUUAAGCCGUAUCGUUGCGCUCACUGCCAGUACUCGUGUAACAUCGCCGGGGCUCUGAAGCGACACUACAACAUCAAGCAUCCAGAGGAAACCUAUGAGAAGGCUGGACCUGGACUGCCAACACCUGAAACCCUGAAACAGCAAGGUGGGAUGAAGUGCCCUGAGUGUGAGUUUGUUUAUGGAACGAAAUGGGAGUUAACCCGUCACCUGAAGACCAAACACAAUCUGAAAGUGGUAGAAGGAAACUGGGAGGUGACUGAGGAAACAGAGACUCAGUUGGUCUCUGUAGAGAAUGAAGAACAUCUCACUGAAGCAUCUUUAGAAGUCCUGGAGGACGAUGGUAAUGUCCAGCAGAUUGCUGAACUGAGCUCAGAGACUCACAAUGCUGUAGCCUCAAUGGUAGCAAUGGCUCCAGGCACCGUGGCUGUAGUCCAGCAGUUGCAGGUAGCUGAGGAACAGGAAGUGGGUGACUGCAGCAACCAGCUGAUGGUUGUGGAUGCAGACGAGGGUCUUGAUGGCAACCAGGUGAUGGUGGUGGAGGAUGGACAUGGCCUGGAUGCUCUGACCGUCCUCACUCAGGGAGAAAACACACACCACUACAUCGUAUACAUCCAGGAGCAAACUGUGGAGAUCAUCUAGGAGUCUUCAAAUAUCAGCAACAUUUUUGCUUUACGAAAAAAUAAAGAAAUGUAUUAAAUGGAUGCUUUUACUG
Molecule: messenger RNA, 3743 nt
Organism: Cyprinodon variegatus (sheepshead minnow)
Lineage: Eukaryota; Metazoa; Chordata; Actinopteri; Cyprinodontiformes; Cyprinodontidae
Gene: zfat
Product: zinc finger and AT-hook domain containing
Exons: 24
Coding region: 122-3670 (1182 amino acids)
Biological process (GO): regulation of gene expression
Cellular component (GO): nucleus
Source: RefSeq, a predicted model, not a curated record